AUGGAAGCGCUGACAAAACUGAGAGCUAAGCGAACAAAUAUAAAGGGUCAAAUUACGUCCUUUAUUAGAUUUGUUCGAGAACAUAACCAAGAGAGAACAGAGCAGCUGCCAGAGCGUAUACAGCGAACCGAGGAUUUAUAUAACGCAUACAAUGAAGCACAAACGCUUAUAGCAGAAAUUAAAUUGGAAGCAUUAGCAGCACGGGAUCCUGCACCGAGCCAGGAGGAGUUGCAGAUGUUGGAUGCAGAAUUGACUAGAGAACGGCAAUCGGUAGAAGACGCUUACUUUGAGCAUUGGGCGAUAGCGAAGCGAUUGGUAAGAGAGAGACAAGCAGUGCAGGUAUUGCCGCAGCCAGGGCAACAGGUAAUUGACAAUACCCAUAAUAUUAAUGUUAAGUUACCAACAUUGCAACUUCCACAAUUCAAUGGUAAUUACGAUCAAUGGCUUAUGUAUAAAGACACUUUUAUAUCAGUUAUUCAUGCUAAUACAAGGUUAACAAAUAUUCAGAAGUUCCAAUAUUUACGCAGUUCUUUAUUCGGAGACGUUUUACAAGUUAUACAUACCUUAGAAACCACCGAUGAUAAUUAUGUUGUAGCAUGGCGUUUAAUUACAGAGAGAUAUGAAAAUAGAAAGCUAAUUAUAAAUAAACAUAUUAAAGAACUUUUUGAGUUACAGCCAGUAAGUAAAAGCAAUCAUGUUUCAUUAAGAAGUUUUAUCGAUGCGGUGCGUACCCAUGUUAGAGCUUUGGAAGUACUAAAACAGCCGGUCACUCAUUGGGAUACCAUCCUUAUUUAUUUACUUAUCGAUAAAUUGGAUUAUGCUACUCGAAAGGAUUGGGAAUUCGAGGUUAGGAAAAAUGCACCAGAUACUAUGCCUACACUGGAAACGUUUAUGGAGUAUUUGGCCGAUAGAGCUCACACAUUAGAAUUAGUGGAAGGUACGAAGAGCAAAACGGAACAGGUAAAAUCUAUGAUGCAAAAAAAUUCAACUAAAAAGGUAACCAUGGCAGCCGUGCCAAAAUUUAAAUGUGUAUAUUGCAAUGAUUCACAUCAUAUUUCAAAAUGCGAUAGAUUUAAGGCAUUAUCGGUGUCGGAUAAACUAGCUGAAGUACGAAAGCGCCAGUUAUGUAUAAAUUGCAUGCGUAAGGGUCAUUUUAAACAAGCAUGUAUGACAUCUUCUUGUAGAUUAUGUUCUAGGAAACAUAAUACUAUGUUACAUAUAGACAAGGAAGAAGCAUUGGAAAAUCGACGAGCACAAGGGCAGACAUUAAAGAUCACAGAAAAAGGGACCAGUUCUAGUGAGAUGGUUCCGACGAAAGGUCCAGUACAAAAUUGCGCUGUUACCGAUAAGGAAACAAGGAUAACCGUGCAUGCGACCAACGGGCCCGAUUCAAUAGUUUUUAUAGCAACGGCUAAGGUGUAUAUCUGCGAUGAGAAGGGCAGGUCGAAUGUUUGCAGAGCUAUGUUAGAUCCUGGAUCCCAAAGCAAUAUUAUAACUAGGAAUAUUGUACAAAAACUAGGUUUAAGAACUACAGAGAAUAUUGUUCCGAUUAGUGGCAUUAGCCAUACGCGCGUCACAGCAAGGGAGUCAGUAAAAAUAAAAAUUAAAUCAAUGCACAACGAAUUUACGGCUGUGGAAAAUUGUUUAGUUAUGCCUACUAUAACAGUUAAGCUUCCACAGGUUAAAGUCGAUACGCAAUCUUGGAAUAUUCCUUCAGAAUUAAGUUUGGCAGAUCCCAGUUUUCAGAUUCCAGGAGAGAUAGAUAUUCUAUUGGGAAGCAGUAUUUUUUGGAAAAUAUUAGGCACUAGGCAGUGGGAGUUAAGUAACAUAUUACCUAGGCUGCAAGAGACACAACUAGGAUGGAUAGUAGGAGGAGAGUUAGUAGAUACACGAGCACACAGUACUACGCGAGUCUGUAACCUCGUUAGUAAUGAUCUUAAUCAUCAGCUAGAAAAGUUCUGGCAACUAGAGGAAAUACAACCAAGAAAGGCGGAGCAUAGAUACUCAGCGCAAGAUCAAGCGACAGAAGAAUUCUUCUUACAGACGGUAAGGAGAGAUACAGACGGAGAUUCAGAAGUUAUAGCGAUCACGAGAUUUUUAGCAAUAGAGCAAAGACUCAAUCAGCAGACACAAUUAAGAGAAGAAUACCAUCAGUUUUUAGAAAAUUACGAGAAACUAGGACACAUGUCAUUAGUUGCAGCAUCAGAUUCUAAAGCAGUAAAGGAGAUAUUCUACCUACCUCAUCAUCCAGUGAUAAAGAACGAUAGCAUAACAACAAGGUUAAGGGUCGUUUUUGAUGAUUCGUCGAAGUCAUCAACAGGAACAUCGCUGAAUCAAAAAUUAUUAAGUGGACCUAAUUUGCAACAAAAUCUGUGGAGUAUAAUGAUAAGAUUCCGAUCACACCAGCAUGUGAUAACAGCGGACAUCAAAAUGAUGUUUAGGCAAAUAUGGGUGGCAAUGGAAGAUCGAAAUUUGCAAAGGAUUGUUUGGAGGCAAGAUUCAGCAGAGGCUCUUUAA
Trachymyrmex cornetzi is the source of this 2517-nucleotide messenger RNA. RefSeq lists its product as uncharacterized. The coding region runs from base 1 to 2517 and encodes 838 amino acids. The record is from RefSeq and is a predicted model, not a curated record. NCBI's taxonomy places the organism in Eukaryota, Metazoa, Arthropoda, Insecta, Hymenoptera, Formicidae. The transcript has 2 exons.